GCCAUAAUAUUUUAAAACGAAUGAAACUCUACACUUCUACCGUACUGUACGAAAAGGAAAGCGAAUUCAGUGUACCAAGGAGCUAAGGAAUUUUAAAGCCGAACUAGAAUAUAAACCCCUUCUUCAAUGGCAAAUAUUAAGAUCUAUUUACAAAAUAUUGGUUUAACCUCGGUGCUUGUAUGGGCUGCCUCCACUGUGCAGUGGGUGUACGCUGCUGAUGUAAGGAAUGGGCGCUUUGCCUAGGGGUUCGUUCGUGUGCCCGAAGGUACAACUUUUUCCACCGAAAGUCGCGUGCCGCGGGUCCAUUCAAUUUGUGGCCAAAAAUGGGAAUGAAAUAGUUGAACCAUCGCCCCUUCCUGCGCUACCACGUUCCACGUUGCAAAAAAAAAAAACGGAUUGACUGGGUGGUGCGGGUGGACGACUUCCUAGAUGUAGACCUUAAUGCGCGUUCUGCCUUCCAUACAAACUUCCAUUAUAGUUAUUAAUACCAUUAGUAGUGAGCUGUCUGCCCUCCUACAGCGUGGACUCUCUCCUUCUCUCUCUCUCUCUCUCUCUCUCUCUCUCUCGUUUGUUGGAACCAAAUUUUAAGCCACGUGCCACGUACGUUCUGCCCCCGGCCCGGUCGGUUGCGCUGCCGAAUGAUUGAUUGUAAGUUCAAAGUCAACCACAUGCGCGCCAGUGUGUGUCUGUGUAUCUGUGGUUAGGCACUGAGUAUGACAACUAAUAACCUGCCUGCGACAGAAUAUUGGACAUGGGAGGCCCCAGGAGGGGUUUAGUAUUUGCAGACAUUCUUUCGUUUCUUUUUUCCUGGAGCGCGAAUGAAAGAAACACAACAAAAUACAUCAACAAAAACCUCCCGCACACUUUCAUUACUUCCCAUCUAUUAAGCGAUUCCACCCCAAGGUUAUUGGUGGAGGCUUUCGGCUGUUGUUGUUGUUGCCGUGUUAUAUGUGCUUACACUAAUGUUGCUGCGGUACGCCCAGUAAGCCGCAUUAUAUCGUCAAGUUCGCUCGCUCCAAUCCCUCAGGGCUCAAUCCAAUCAUCGACCCAAUUUUCGCACUUCUGCAACAUUUCAAAAAAAACCCCGUCCUCAUCGCUCCCGCUCGUCCCCUGUCAGCUCGUUGGUGGUAAUAAGGGCAAUACAUCUAGAUUUACCCUCUACGUGUGUGUGUGUGUGUGUGUGUGUGUGUGUGUGUGUGUGUGCGUGUGUGUAUGGGAAUUGUUUGAAGUGCGAAAGGAUUUACCCCUGGAGAAGAAUUGUGGAGCAGUGGUUCCUUCCUCAGUUAGUGGAGUUAAUGCCUAACCAUACCUUUACAGACCGUUACAUCAAGGAUAUUGCCAGAGCUUUGUUGCUUCUCUCUCUCUCUCUCUCUCUCUCUCUCUCUCUCUCUCUCUUUCUCUCUCUCUUCCGAUUUGUUGUGUUAUUUUCAGAAUGCAACAUAAGAACUAUCGCAACCCGAAAGGACGAAACCAUUACUGGCAAACCCUGCCAAUGUUUGCGGAAACAUGCAGGAACAAACUUUGGCAAAACUUGCAUCACGUCACCCACCCACUACCUACAUCCUUCUUCCCAUCCUUCGCUAGAACAAGUCAGGCCGAGCAGGCAACCCUCCCUGGGGCUGUAAGUAACGCGGCCGCCGGCUCAGUUCUUGGCGGGACGAGUUCGAGUGAGUGCGCCUGGUUCGUCGGCCUUGCGAACAGUACGGCAUGAGCGACCCGUUGGGCAACACCGGUCAAUCGACGGUCCGGCUGAGCUACGAGCAGCUGCGGGAUACGCUCGGCCGCUUCGCCUACUUCCGGCACUGGACCGAAGAUCAGAUCCGUGAGUGCAGCGUCCUCGCCCGGGUGGUACAGUACGCACCGCAGCAGACGAUACCGCUCGAGCUGCCGCUCCCGUUCGCCUACCUCGUGCUGAGCGGCCAGUGCAUGAUGCUCCAGUGUUUGCCGCUGGUGCGCGGUACGCUUCGUCUGGCCAGUCCGGCGGGCGACCGGGACCAACUCACACCGCCACCCGCCAUAGGCCCUCCGGCACCAGACGAGCAGCUCGAGACGGUGCGCCAUCUGCACGAAACGUUUACGGCGGGUGCGGCCACCAGCCCACCGGCCGGAACGCUUCGCCACGAUCCAGCCAAUGCGACCUGCUUUCUUACGACACCUACCCAGGACGCACCGAUCGUGCAUCAGUUUGUGGACGUCGGGACGCUGCGGUGCGGGGCCGUGUUUGGGCUGGGCGAGCGGCACCAGCAACGCACGAUCGUGGCCCGCACCCGCACCCAGUGUCUGCUGCUGCCCCGCUGCUGGCUCUUCCUGAAGCGCCAGAACGUGGGCAACACGUGGCAGCGGUUGCGCCUCUACCUCGACGGCGCGAUACCGGGGCGGGACGAGCUGUACCGGCGGUACCUGCGCGACCAGGCCUGGCUCGACUAUCGGCGGCGGCUGCUCGCCGGCGGCACGGCCAAACGGUGCACCGGCACGACGCCGGCGGACGUACCGAUGAUGUGCCGAAUGCUGGAGCCAGUCUGCAAAGGGAAACGAUACUAAGCAGUUUUUUGGGAACGGAAUAAAAAACCAGGACACCGAAACCGACGACCGCGAGCUCAUGUUACUUGCUCCGCGUGCACAGAUUUCACCCUUUACACGCCCAGCAGAAAGUGGCUAAAGUUUUGCACCCGCGCCAGCGAUCCUGUCUGCCGCAGGCCUCAGCAACAGCAGCAGCAGCAGCAGCAAAAAAAGGGAGAAGCAACUCAAAGUUUCGCAGGCCCGUUUGUCGGGUUGUCGCGAAAGUUUGCUGUUGCGGAGUUUUGUGGGGAUGAGCGUAACAAUAAAUUAUGCAUAAAUUGUGUCCACACUUUA
Molecule: messenger RNA, 2853 nt
Organism: Anopheles coluzzii
Lineage: Eukaryota; Metazoa; Arthropoda; Insecta; Diptera; Culicidae
Exons: 3
Coding region: 1708-2541 (277 amino acids)
Source: RefSeq, a predicted model, not a curated record